Messenger RNA from Leptidea sinapis, 2007 nucleotides. Its product is annotated as phenoloxidase-activating enzyme-like. Gene Ontology annotation, biological process: proteolysis. Lineage: Eukaryota; Metazoa; Arthropoda; Insecta; Lepidoptera; Pieridae. The record is from RefSeq and is a predicted model, not a curated record. The coding region runs from base 67 to 972 and encodes 301 amino acids. The transcript is spliced from 6 exons. Gene Ontology annotation, molecular function: serine-type endopeptidase activity.
GUAAAAUCAGUUCGUGAAUAACUUUCUUAGCAAUCCGACGCGCGGGAACUAGAGAAAUACAUUAUUAUGAAGCAAAUAAUCAAAUUUUGCAUUUUUGCACUGUGUGUUUGCAACGUCUUGGGAGAUACAUGCGUGGUGUCAGAUAUUCCACCGGACCCAAGGUCUAAAUGCUGCGGUCGACAUCUUGCUGCAGAACACGUGCGCCAUGGCAAGGGAGACGCAUCGCUGAACCAGUUUCCAUGGCUGGCACUAAUACAAGACUCAUCAAACAGGACGACGUGCACGGGAGUAUUAAUAAGUUCGAGGUUUAUCCUGACUGCAGCACAAUGCGGAAUGCAACAAAGGGAACCGACGAGCGUCCGAUUAGGAGAAUACAAUAAGACGAACACAGGCCCAGAUUGUAUCAUGGAACGCGGCACGAAAAAAUGCGCUGACCGAGUAAUGACAGUUCAGAUUGACUUCAUGGUAGCACAUCCUAACUUCUCAAGGCAAAGUAUUCGUGGAAAUGACAUUGCUUUGAUCAAACUGAAAGAUCCUGUUCCCUACACAGAAUUCGUGAGACCAAUUUGCUUGCCCACGUUUGACGUAAACACCUCACCCAGCAAGGAUUUGAGAUUUAUUGUCGCCGGUUGGGGAAGCAAGCCGUCGCACCUUCAAGAGGAUGAUGUUGUUAAACACUACGUAGAAAUUCCGCACAAAUCUUUACAGAGUUGCAAGGCGGCCUACGAAGGUCACGGAGUUCAUCGCAAAUUCCAGAUAACUCAAAACCAGAUUUGUGCCGGGGGUGAGAAAGACAAAGAUUCAUGCAGAGGUGAUGGGGGUGGUCCCCUAAUGUAUGAGAAGGACGGACAGCACACGUCCGUUGGAAUUGUAAGCUACGGCCCUUCCGUGUGCGGCAGUGUUGGUAUACCCAGCGUGUACACGAACGUCUACAAGUACCUACCAUGGAUCAACACUGUGAUUUAUUAUUAACAAUGAAAUCUGAUUACUGAAUUGAUUUAAUCUAAUCUCACCGCCUAUGAAAACAGUCUUGAAACAAUAACCCAGUCCUAAAGGACAUGGAAGUAAUGAAAAAUGCUAAAUCAUGAUUUCAUCGCUAUGUAAGUCUUAAAUUGGGACAGGGUUGAUAAACAACAACUAUCUAAGAGAAACUUAGUACGAUAAAUUAAACGCUGUCUUCCUUUCAACUAUAAAAAAUUAAAAAAGUAAUACAAUUUUACUGGCCGGUUACGAUACAUUUCCGAAGAUCUUCAGGAAAACCAAACCAUUAUUUAAGAUUUACUUUUCCCUACUAUGAUAUGAAUAUUAUUAAUUAUUGUUUGAACAGUAUAGUUAGUUUUGAAAGAAACCUUGGAGAUUAGCAAUCUUAAUGUCAUUUGAUAGAAAUAUUCAGGGGUUGCUUCUUUUAUCUCCAAUACAAAAGGUUUACAUGAGGGAUUUUAGUUGAGCAAAUUGUUGAUUCUUGGGUGUUGCGUCUCUGUGCAGAUUCUACCGCAUAUAUCACGGGGAGUGUUCAAAGGAAUUGAAAACAGCAGCCAAAUUCCACCAACGUCGAAAUGCGAAAUUCCACCCGGAUCAUGUUGACGUUUGCCGAUCUUCCACUUUUUGCAAGGAACUUGCAAACGGGCAAGGAACUUGUCUCCUAUAGCCACUUAGUGGAAUCAAUUACCAGCUGCACUUUUCCCGAACUUAUACGAGUUAGGGACCUUCAAGCUUAGAUCAUACUCCCACAGCUUAGACACCGGUGGUAUUGCGGAUCUCCAUUGGUGGUUGUCUCACCACUUACGAUUGCCUCCUCUUAUAUGAGACGGACCAAGUAAAAUCGCUCCAUGUGAACACUUUAUUAGAUGUUAAAUUUAAUGUACUGUAGGUUUAAGUUUCAUAAUACGGUCUCGAUCUAGUCUAGUAUGUAGUCAUAUAUGAACAUAGAGUGCUAGUUAGAUUUAAAUUAUUUAAUUAUAUAUUGUAAUAUAGGUUAUAAGUGCAAUUAAAUUUAACUGAACAAUA